AUGACUCUCUCUGUCAGUGCUGCCUCCUAUAACAAGCGUGUCAUAAGCGAUGAUGUUCAAAGCUGUAUCAAUGGCCUAAAUACCGCUAAUUCUAAUCUUUUGGGACUUACCGAUGCUGUUAAAGGGUUCACUAGUGCCGCUGGUUAUGGCGGUGCUAUUGCUCUCCAUAAGCCUGUGGAGGCUCUUGAGACUCUUCUUAAAUCCAUCAACACGGCUUGCUGUUCUAUCACUACUACUGUCUCUCAUGAAGAAGCUACUACUGUAUUUGAUCUUGUAGCCGAUUUCGUCCCUAAUGUUACCGGUUCUCUUGACGUUAUUAUUUCCAAAAAGCCCGAAUUUGCUGCAGUCCUUUUUGCUGACAUUAUUAUCAAAAACGACGUUAAGGUGUUGGCCGAUCUCGUCAAGAAGUUGGAUAGUUGUCUAAUUUCCGCUGCUCCUGAAGAUCUUCUUGAUAGUGCUCAAGCCUACAUUGAUGUCAUUGAUGCUAAGCUUGAUAGUGCAUUCACUGCCUACGGUAUCACCGCUUGA
Mucor mucedo is the source of this 528-nucleotide messenger RNA. RefSeq lists its product as uncharacterized. The transcript has 3 exons. Bases 1 to 528 code for a protein of 175 amino acids. The record is from RefSeq and is a predicted model, not a curated record. Lineage: Eukaryota; Fungi; Mucoromycota; Mucoromycetes; Mucorales; Mucoraceae.